AUGUCAAAGGAAGGCGAAAAAUCAGAUCCACCGCGGAAAGCCAAAAGUUCGAAAUCGAACGGAACAAAUUUCAAUGGUGGAAGUUUGGAGGAUUGUUUCACGAAUGUUUUUGCCUUGACAGAAAUCAAUGGGCUGAAAUGGAAGUGUUAUCGGACGCCACGAAAUGCGGCGCGUGGAGUUCCGCUAACUUCCGAUCCAAUAUUGAUAGCGUAUAGUAAAUGUGUGAGAGAUGGGAUACUUUGCGCGUGGCGGAGGAAACAGUUGAAUAUUUCAUCGACACAUGAAACAUUACCAUUACCACAUUUUUCACACGAUAUGCCGAAGGAAUUGUGGGUUUUCUGGUAUAAUGAGGAAAGUGAAAAAAUGCAACAAUAUUGUAAGGAUCUCGGUGAGCGAUUUUUAUUGGGGAAAAAUAAGUUUAAAAAUUAUUUUUGUUUCUAGAAGAAGACGAGGAAGUCAGUUCAAAUGCGGCAUUUUCGAAUAUUGUUAGCUAUGAAGUUCGAAUAUUAUAUUUCAAAUCGAUUCAUAUAAUUCUAGAAAGAUCUUUGAUGAAAUUAGGAUAUGUCAGAUUCGGAAGAUGGUUCACGAAACCUUUGAAAUCUAUGCCCAAACAAAUGCAAUACAUGUAUCCAACUUAUACAAUUGCGAUUCGAUUUAAUUUUUUUAUUCAUGGCGGGAAUACUGUUUGUUUGGUGAUGAAUUCUCAAAGACAACCAACUUUAAUACAGUUGCAGAAGAGGUAUUUCGAAGAUUUGUUAUCAAUUUUUAAAAAAAUAAAUUAAUUAAUUAAUUUUCAGACAUCUUGAACACAAUUCGAUGAAACGAUUUGCUGUAAUUAUUGGACCUUGGUCAAUGCGUGGUAUGUUAGUACAAAAUCAGUUUGCAAUGCUUUCGGAAGCAAAAAUGCAAGCGAAUAUCGAUAGAGAAUAUAAUAAUUGGAAGUCUUUUGUUGUUUUGGAAGAUGAAGUAGAAAAUGAGGAAGAGGUUAAAAAGGAAGAUGAGGAAGAGAAAGAGAAAGAUAAGGAAAAUGACGAGCAGAAACCGAGUACUUCAACUUCGUCUCAGGAAGAUUCGAGUGAUGAGGAAGGAAUUCAGAAGGAUGAUACUACAAAGAAACCCACCGAAGCUGCUAAAAAUGAAGUUCCAAAAAUGGUUCUUGUUGAUAUUGAUGGAGUUCGAAUGUUAUAUCCCUCGAAAUAUCUUUGUGUAACUCUUGAAGAUGAUCGACAUGUUUGGGAUGCUCUUGGAUAUCGAGUUACUACGGUUCCUGAAGAAUUGUUAGUUCAAGGAAGACGGCCGAGGAAUAAAUUUGUUGUUCAAUCAACCAACUCGCAUAUUCAAUUUCAAGGAGUUAUUCAGCAGGUUUUUGGACCAAGGACUAGAUUCAUCCCGAAACCUCCUCUUACACAUGGCGGGUUUGCUCAACCAUUUCCACCGAUGAAUGAUGAGAAAUGGCUGAAAUGGAAGUUUUCGGAAGUUUAUGAAUCGAGUUGUGAAAAGUGUUAUGGCGCGAAAAUGAGAUGUGAAGCGUGCAGGUUUGCGGAUCGAAGAUUGCGAGCUAAAAGUGAGUGAAAUUUAAACUGAUGAAAUUAUUUUUAAAAAAAAUUAAAAUUUCAGAUACUUUAACACUGUCGAAAAAUGAAUGUAUUCAUGUAAAUGAGGAGAUUUUCGAACACAUGAAACUGAAACCUGAUUCUUCUGCUUAUCAUCGAACUAAAAAUGCAAAAACUGCUCAAAUGAUAAAAUUCAUCGGUAAGUUGUAAUGAAAAAAUUGAUUUCCAAAAAAUUCAAUGUUUUUUCCAGAAAGGCAAAGAACUCUAUCCGAAAGUUCAUCGAUAGCAACUCCAUCGAAAACCAAAAAAGAAAAGGAGAAGCCAAAGAAAAAAGAUAAUGGAGAAAAUGCGGAAGAUGAAGAAGAAGAUGAAUUAGAGGAAGUUGAAGAUGGUACCAUAUUCAGAAAAAGAGAUGAUAAUCCAUGGUUGCUUGAUGAUGAGGAUAUGGCUGAUUGGAUUAAUUUGGAAAAAGAGUCAUUUCCGAUUUUGGAAAAAGCAGAGUUAGUUUUUUUAAACCAGAAACCUGGAAUUUUUUAUUUGAAAAAAAGUCUUGGAACAAAAUUGUGAACAUGAUUUUUGAAAAUUUUCCUUUGAUUUCAUCGCCAAAACCUGGCUUAAAAGUUCUCCCAAAUUUUUAUACUCAAUUUUUAGUGCCAAAAAAUAUAAAUGCUGAAAAAUCAAAGGAUUUUUGAGAAAUGGAUUUUUUUUUUUUGAAUUUUCCUCUGGCCGAAAACGUGACCGUGACGUUUCUCAUUUCCAGGGAAGAUUUCAUCGGCGAGGAUAGUGGUGGAACAUCAGAAGACGACGAUAUUGCGCCCACAUUUUCACCAUUCACGCCAGUAACUUCUGUUUCGCCGUGUGGAGAGGAAUGUAAUUGGCCGGCCAGCACAUUGGAAAAUAUGAGCGAAAAUGUUUUUGAUCAAAUUUUCCGGCAGAACAAUGCACGGCCAGUGAAAGAGAAUGCGACAAGAGAGGAGAAAUAUGCAGAAUUUGAUAGUUUUUAUGAUCCAACAUUGCCGCAAAUUCGGGAAUCUCCACAAUUUCAACCAUAUCAUAAGAAAAGACGAGCAAAAAGACAGCCAGAAAAAGGAAAAUGCCCUCCUGAAACACAAUUUUCAGUUCAUUCAACAAUUUUUAAAGGAGAAAUGUGUGAACAUGGACCAUUUGGAUAUCAGAAAUAUCGGAAAAAGAUGGAUGAAGUUGAAGCGACAAAAGAGGCCGAAGAGCAAGCGAAAAAACCAGUUGUAAUAAGAAAAGAGACAUUAGAAUUAUUUGAGGAUAAUGUUAAAAUGGCUGAAAAAUUGGAAGAGAAAAAAUCGAUAAAAAGAUGUAUUAAUUCACUUGUUCAAAUUGUAAGUUUUAUAUUUAUAUUCAAAAUUUAGUUUUGUUUUUGCAGAAAGAUGAAAUGGCUCAUGAUUGUAAACAAUGGAAAAAGAACAAUUAUCGUAGAUUAAUAAAUACUGAAGAUAAUGAUGAAUUGGAUUUAUUGGAUAUCAAAAAAUUUAAUGAAAAUUUUGACGAAGAAUUUAGAACGAGCAUUGAUAAAAAGGUUGGUUAUAUAUCGCCAUAUUAUCAAUCUUCGCCGUCUUAUUCGAAUUAUGAAGAAUUGUCAGAAUCUGAAGAUUUGGAGACAGGAAAAGAGAAUGAUGUUCAAAUGAAAGAGAUUGAGGAACAAAGUGAGGAAAUGAAAGGAUUAGGAGAAGGAACUUCGACACAACAAUUUAGUCAAAAUGAAAAUGAAAUGAUGGAAUGUGAUAUUCAAGCAACAGAAGGAAUUACACAAACCAAUAAUGGUGUUGAAUAUGGUCCCGAUGGUUUAUUAUCACCGCCAGCGAGUAAUGAAAUGCCGAAAGGAGCUGAUGAUUUAUUCCCAAGAGGAGUUCCAUCAAUUGAGGCGCCUGGAAUGAAUCAAAUAUAUCCGACACCGCCUUCUGUUCAAAUGCUACAUUCUGAUCCACAACAAAUGCAUUCGCCGAUUGCGCAGAAGAUUAUGAAGAAUACGGUAGGCUUUUUUUGGAAAAUAUUUUUGGAUUUUUUAAAUUUUUCUUCGUUAAUAAAAAAAAAUGAAAUCUUCCAUUAUAAUUUAAAAAUUUUGCAGGUUCCUAACAUUGUGGAAGAAGUUGAAAGAGUAAAAGUGGUUGGAGAUCCAGCAAAAAUCGAAGAAUUCUCAUCAGAUGACGAGGAAGAGAAUCUGAAAGAAUGGAAUGAUCAAAUUGAAAGCGAAUCGAUGAAAAAUCUAUUGACUGCUUUCAAAUGUGCACCAUUAUCGAAGUACAAGCGGAAAUCAGCUAUUCCAUUAUCGGAGAAAUUCGCGUUGAAUUCUGAAGUGAGUUGUUCAAAUUUUUAAAAAUGAGUUUUGUGUUUUUUGCAGAAGACCAAAGAGAAAGGGAAGAAAAAUGGAGUUUAUCAAAAAAUGGUUGACAAUGCUUUCGAAAAUCCGCCUUUCGAUUCGUUUGGAAAAUUGUUGACACAAAAUCCCUACCCGCCACAACCACCUCAACCACCGCAACCGAAUCUGGCGAGAGAACAAUUUCAAAUGCAGCAAUAUCAGAUGCAACUUCAGCAGCAACAACAACUUCAGCAGCAGCAAUAUCAGCAACAGCAACAACAGCAGCAGAUGAAUAUGAAUAUGACGUAUAAUCCGAUGCAGCAACAACAUCCACAAAUGAAUCAACAAUUUGGGAAUCCGUAUCAACAGCAACCAAUGUUCAAUCAACAACCUUUUCCUGGCCAAUAUCAAUCACCUAUGCAACAACAAUAUCCGAUGGGUGCUGGUUUUGGUCGAGGCCGAAUGAUUGGACCCCCGCCAAUGAUGGCCGGCCGACCACCACCAGCUUAUGCUGCAUCUGGUCCUGGACCAUACGGUUCUUCUGUACAGCAAUUGAAUAAUUUUGUGAAUCAACCAAGAUUUGGUGGUCCACAACAACAACCAUCGCCGUAUUCGAAUUUUGCGCAGGGUUAUCCUCCGCAAGGGUUUCCGCCUCAACGAUUGCCUCCUCCAAUGUAUUCGCAACCAUCGAUGCCUCCGCCACAAGGAUAUCCAUUUCAAUCGCAACAUUUUCAACAAAAUCAAUUUCUUCAACAACAACAACAGCAUUCACAACUUCAACAACAUUUACAAAAACCAAAAGAUCAUCAACAACAAGUUCCAGAAGGUGAAAGUAUUGUUAUUGCGCUUAUCAUGUCGGAUACAAUUCUUGAUUUGCAUUUUGACACAUCACUUGAUUCGUGUCCGAUUUGUUCGUGCACAUCUUCGAUUCGAGCAAGAGAGUUGGGAUUGUAUAUCACACCUCAUGAUGUACUUCGAUCCACGUCGAAUCCAAUGUUGAAUCAUCAUCAAAUUGGACCGUGGAGUGGAUUUAAUGUGAAUGGAUCAACAACCUGUACUUGUGGUUUUAGGUAAGAUUUUUAUUUUUUUGAAAAAGGGGAAUCUUUUAAUUGUAAGCUAAAAAUCUAUAAUUUCAGUGCGAUUCGUCAUCGAUAUUUAUCAUUUUGUUCUGGUCUAUUUCCCGAAGAUUCAAAUGAAGCAACAGCUUUGGAUAAUUCAGUUGCAAGUGUUGCACCUCCUCUUGAUCUUCAAUUGCCUGGAAUUGAAGUAUCCAAAAAGAUCACAUGGAUUGACUCAAAGCAAGCAGCUGAUCUUGCUGUUAUUGACACGAUUCGAAGUCUUGCACAAUCUCAUAGUUAUGGAAAAGCUGUGUCACAAAUGGCUGCUUUAUCUGAACAUGUUGAUCGAGUGUCCAAAGCGAUGGAAAUUGGAUUGGAUGUUCAAUCGGCUUCGGAAUAUGUGAUUUCACAUGUUGAUUCAAUGGAAUUGUUGAUGCUUGGAAAUUCGGCUAUUGAUAUGUGCAUGAAAUCGAGUGAGUUGAAUAUUAGAAAAAUUACUUACAUUAAAUACGUUUUUCGCGCUAAAAAACAACGUGGAAUAGUAUUAUUUUGGCUAAAAAAAAAUUCACACAGAGUUUAAAAUUUUUUAAAGACCAAUUUUAAAAAUUGAAUUUUUUGCGCUAGAAAUCGAAGUAAUUUCUCAAUUUUUUCAUGUUUUUUGCGAUCAAAUUCAAUAACUAAAUUGAAUUUUAUUGCGCUGAAAAUCCACAUGGCAAUUGAACUGUUUUCAUGUUUUCCCCAAAAUUCAAAAAUUCAUUUUUUACGCCAGAAAUCCACGUGGAAAUUUAAAAUGGUUCAUUUCGCGCCCGAAUCUGAAAAUUUCAAAAUUAUCCACGUGGAAAGGCUAUUUUUCAUGAUUUUUCGGCACCAAAAUUGGAAAAUUUAAUUUUUGUCACCAAAAAUCCACGUGGCAAUUCAAAUUUUGAAAAACCUUUUCGACGCCGGAAUUCUAUCUAAAUGAAGAUGUUCAAACUUCGAUAAAAUUAAGAAUUAAAGAAAAACCAUUUUUUCUACAUUUUCUGAAUCAAAUUUUUCAAUCCAUAUUUUUUGCAGUGUCGGUGAACCGAAAUCAAACAAUAUCUGCUCAAAAGUUUUUGACCUAUUUCCAUCCUUGGGGUCUUCAAACAGCAAAUGAGAUUCGCGAUCCAAAUAUGACAGAAUGGCGAAUGACAUUGAGUACAAUUCUACCAUCUAUUGAAAAUUCAAUCAAAAUUGCUAGAAGUAUGGAUGUUGAGGGAAGUGGAAAUAUUGUUGAAGGACCAUUAACAUGGAGAAAAUUCGUGCAAAAAAGUUCGAAGAAUCGGCAAAAUGAACAACAGGAAAAUGAGAGUUUGAGCGGUGCCGAACCAAUUCCAGCUGUUAUGUUUUCAACGGCAAAUGAAUCAAUAAAAGCAUCGCCAAUGUUGAGAACAAUGUGGAAUCAUGCAAUGUUGGCACCAAUUGAUCAACCAAAAGAUGUUAUGUAUAUGACAAUUAUACCAGAUGAUGAUGUAACUUAUGCGAAAACCGUCAAAUUUAUGGAGAAAUUGUCGAAACAAUAUGAAAAAAUGAAACUUGGUCGACAUAUUCCAUUUCCCGUUUCGUCGGGAGCUGCACAAGCUCGAAAAGACACUCAUUUUUCGAAUAUGCGAAGAUCGGCAAUGGGAACACCGAUGCAAUCGAAUGCAGCUGAACCGAUGGAAGUUGAUUCGGUUGGAGGAACAACUGUUGGAACAUCGACACCAACCAAAACAAAUGAGGGAAAAACGGAGGAAAAUGAAGGAUCGCCGAUGAAUACUUUCGAUGGAAAUAUUAAAUGGAAUGAACAAUUGGAAGCCCCGAAAAAUUGGGAUGAAAUGAAGAAAUUCUCCUCGGAAAAACCCGAUGUUCCAUCAGAUUUUUAUGAUCGAGAAGGAAUUUUGAGAUGUAGAGGAUCGGUUACACUUCCCGUAAAAGUUCGUGCACAUUCUGCAGCAACUUCAGUGGAAUUUGCGAAUAUGGUGAAACACUUUAAUGAUCGAACUGGUUUUAUCGUAAGAUUAAAAAAUUAUCUGGAACAAAUGGAAGAUCUUGUGUUCAAUGCGUUGAAUGAUAAUCCGGUAGCAUUUGAUCGAUAUGGAUUUAAAUAUCAAAAUGCGGUUGAAGUUCGAUUGAAAAGAGAUAAAGAAGCUGGAUUAUAUGCGUCAACGAAGGAGAGGAUGAAUGCGACUGAAGAUGAGUCGAAUGAAACAACAACGACACCAACACAAGAAACAUCGGCUACACCAACAACUACAAAUGAAACAAAUUCACAAGCGAAUCCAGUUGCCAAUUCAACUGCUCUGACAAAUCAAAUACCAUCACCGAUUCCUGCUGGAAUGGUUCAUAUUCCGGAAACAUUACCCGAAAAUGAGCGAAAUCAACAACCAACGUUGACUGAAUUAUUGUCGGAGCCAUCGUCUUUGUUGCCGAUUGGAGCGGCGACAAUGCAAUGGGUUCAAAGGGAUACAACACUGCCGAAUCCGUUUAUAACAUCGAAUCAGCCGCCAGUUGAAUAUGAAGAAGUUGGAGCGAAAGAUAGAGAUGAUCCGGCUGUUCUUCCACAUGUUAUUGUUAUUUAUAUUGUGGGUUUUUUAUUGAAGUUUUGGCAGGAUUUUGGACCUUAUUUUGAGAAAUCUGGGGCCGAAUUCAUAAAAAUGGUAUACAGAAUAUGAGCAAUACCCUGGGCUCAUUUUGAGUCCAAAUUAAACUAAGGAAAAUUUUCUAACAUGAGAAAUGCUCUAGAGCUCGAAAAUCUGAUUUUUAGAGUCCAAAUUUGUUAUGGGAGAAUUUUCUAAUAUUAGAAAUGCUCUAGAGCUUAAACAUCUGGUUUUUAGAGUCCAAAUUUGUUAUGGGAGAAUUUUCUAUUACAUAGUGCCAAAAAUUAAAGAAGAAAAAUUUUGUUCAGCAAUUUUUGGUGUACUGUUUUUAUGAAUUCGGCUUCGGAUGUUUCGAUGCAAAUCCUGAAUCGCCUGAUUUUCGAAAUCUAAUUUCAUUUUUUUUUCAGGUGAAUCCAUUUACAUGGGGAACCAAUCAACAUACCGCGUUGCACAUGCGUGUUUCUAUUUUGGGAUUCAUCCGAGCUUUCAACUCGAUUGUCCUGAAACUCGCAACAAAACGACGGCCCCAACUUCAAAUGGAAAUCAUCAAUUUGGAUCAAUUGGAAGAUCAAGGACAAGCGUUCCCUGAUUAUUUGAAUGAUCCAAAGAUUCCGAUGGAUUUGUUUGCCAAAACUGGAAAUAAGAGUUGUAAGUUAAAAGUGCAAAAAUUUUUGAAAUUCUUAAAAACAUGAUUUUUUUAGAUUCGAAAACUGAUGACAGAGAACCACCUGAAAGUACUCUUCUUGUCGAAACUGCGAAAUCUUUGGCUGUUGCCGUCUAUCAACAUCCACGUGUAUUUUUCCCUGAUGUUUAUAAAAUCACUCAACCAAGAUGUAUGACUGCGUAAGUUGAAUUUUUUCAUAAGUGUUCAAAAACAAGGGGGUUUUGAGAUUUUUUUUUUAUGAGAAAAAUGGAUUUUCGGCGAUUUUUUUGAUAAAAAAUUUUGAAACCAUAAAUUUUUCAAUCAAAAAUCCACAAUUUACAAAAUUAUUGGAAGCUCAAAAAUUUUAUUUGGAAAAAAGUUUACUGUUUCAAAAAUUCAUUUGAAAAGUUCCGAAAACACGGGUUUUGAGAUAUUUUUCAUGAGAAAAAUGGUAUUUCAAUGGAUUUCCGGCAAUUAAAAAAAAAAUUCUGAAAACAUAAAAUUUCACAUCGCGUAAAUUUUCCAAUCAAAAAUUACACAAUUUACAAAAUUAUUGAAUUUUUGGCAUUUUUUGAAUUGGAAAAAAACAACUGUUUCAAAAAUUAAUUUUAAAAAUUUUUCUAACAUCGAAAACUAAUAAUUUAAUUGUUUCAGAUUUGGCCCCGCAAGUCAAUUAUUGCGAACUGUCAAUGAAAUGGAAAGAAUGAAUUAUGAGUAUUUCAAAGAGAUUCGAUGUCGAGGACAAGCCACAAUCAAUGGAAUGAUUCCACAACCACCUCGCAAAAACCAUGCCUCCUACAAAAUUUCAUCGAAUUUGAUGUGUCUGGCACCGGCUCCAUCUCUACAACAACCUGAUCCAGAAGUGAAUGCAGUUUUGACGCCCACUGAAGAACAAGUGCUAUUUGUGACGUAUUGUUUGGUUGGAUCGGAUUAUUUGGUUGCUGCUGUCACUGAUCAACAAGGAAAAUUGAUUGAUAAUUGUGUUAUUAAUAUGAAGCCAAGAAAUGAACCGCAUCAGUGAGUUUUUCUAGAUGUUUUUGGCAGAUUUCCGAAAAAUGCUGGUUUUUUAGACUUUAUCGAUACAAAUUACGAACACAAAUACUUGAUGCGAUGGGUCGACUCUGGACAUUUAUUCUCGGAGUUAUGGCAAGUGAUAUUAAAAAUUGGAGAUUAGUUGUUGGAAGAUUGGGAAGAAUUGGACAUGGAGAAUUUCGAGCAUGGACACAUUUGCUCAAUAAAACAUCGCUGUUAAAAUAUUCAUCACGUCUCAAAGAUAUUUGUAAUGCAUGCAGUCAAAUGCCGGGAGUUGUUGGAACACCAUCAAUAUUAUCAGCUUGUUUGGUUACAAUUGAACCGGAAGCGAAUUUGCGAGUGAUUCCGGAUUAUAUCGAUCCUGAAGCAAAUGUGAAGAAAAAUUCGAAACAAUUGCAUACACCGGAGGAUUUGUCGACAACUCAUAUUAUAACAUUUCCUGUUGGAGCUGAAAUUAAUUAUGAAACACAGGAUCCGUCAAAUGAUACAAAAGCUGAAGAAAAUUGGGAAUUUGGAGAUUUGGAUAUGAUGGCUGGAUUAGAUGAUGGAGAUACGGAAUUGUUGAAAGAUGUUGGUUUGACUGAAACACCGAUGAGUGCUGCGAUUCGAGUUGGAGGAAUUCAAUCAUUUUUCUCGGAUGAAGCAUCGAUUGAGAUACAAAAUCAACCAUUAGCUGCUGGCUUUUAUAUAUCAACUGCUCCGGCGCCCGAAUUACCUGAUUGGUUUUGGGCGGCUUGUCCUUCGGCAAAACGAAGUGUUCCAGUUCAUUUGAAAUCUUCACUUCAUAUUAAUAUUACUGAGGUUAAGGUGAGUUGUUUUGGGGGAUUUUUUUGAAAAAUUGAUCCGAAAAACUCAAAAUUUUAAAAUUUUCCACUUUUUGUGCCAAAAAUCCACUUUUUUAUGCCAAAUUGGCAAAAUUUUUGAAUUUUCGCUUCAGGAAAUCCACAUUUUUAAAAUUUCACAUUCUCAAAAAUCACAUGAUUCGAAUUGUUUGCCACGUGGCAUUUUUAGCGCCAAAAAUCCAGGUUUUUCGACAUCAAAAGUGCUUGAGCUAAAUUACUGUAGAUUUUGCCGCAAAAAUUUGAAAAAUCAAAAAUUUCCAAUUUUUCUAGUCAAAAAUUUUCGAAUUUUCGCACCGGGAAAUCCACGUGCCAAAAAAACCGUAGAAAAUUUCAAAAAUCAAUUUUUUCAGAAUGAUGAUUUAUUGGAAGCACCUUCAAAAGAAAAAGAGAAGGACAAAGAAGAAGAAAAAGGUUUCAGUCAUCCACUAGAAUCUCAUCAAACUGAAGAAGUUCUUCGACAUGUUCUCGAAUCGUAUAAUGCUCUCUCAUGGCUCAAUGUUCAUCCGGUGACUGGUGAAAGAUAUAGUUGUAUGCCGAUUCAUAUUCAACAUUUGUUACGUUUAUAUCAUAGUAUUGUCAGGCUGAUUAUGUAA
Molecule: messenger RNA, 10647 nt
Organism: Caenorhabditis angaria
Lineage: Eukaryota; Metazoa; Nematoda; Chromadorea; Rhabditida; Rhabditidae
Source: the annotation of a GenBank genome assembly